Molecule: messenger RNA, 3828 nt
Organism: Fomitiporia mediterranea MF3/22
Lineage: Eukaryota; Fungi; Basidiomycota; Agaricomycetes; Hymenochaetales; Hymenochaetaceae
Exons: 19
Coding region: 1-3828 (1275 amino acids)
Source: RefSeq, a predicted model, not a curated record
AUGCUAGAUUUGUCUAUAAACAAGGCCGUAAGAGCAAGAAACAUCCCAUUGCUUCUUGCAUUCUCACCCUACCAUCGUCAUCCAACCUCAAGCACUUACCGCAAUCCCCAUCUGCUUAUUUUAUACCGUAUGAUGUACACCAUCACGUCUAAAGAGUCGUUUGUUCUCCUGCCUCUCGAGAGCGGGAUUCUACCUUUCCCGCUGAAACGCGACGUCAUCGAAACGCUCCCUCGGUUUGGAAGGCCAGAGUACGGGUCUGAAGAUGAGGGCGAACUAGCCAUUCUCCUCGUUAGUAAGUCCGUGCGAAGGUUUUCCGACCGCCUCAGUGGACUUUUUCGUCGUCGUGAUCACCAGCGCGGAGUCAAGGCCGUCCUCUCUCCCAAGGUCAAAGACGCGGACGGUGUCGACAGCGACAACGCGCUAUUGUGGUUCACUAGCGCGGACAACUGGCGCCCUGGAUUGCUGCCUCUCGAGCAGGCUGCACGUCGUGCGGACAUCGGAGGGAGGAAAUUGGUCACCGCCCUACGCCUAGAACGAGAAGACCCGGGUUCAGCGUCACCUGUGAUUGGCGCAGAGAAUGAGACGAGUGCCUGCGGCUCUAGUUGUUACAGUCUACUGACGUUUCUCAACAGACUUAGAGUUGAGCUGGCGUCAGCUAUCAAACGAAAGGGCAUAUCCGUCGUGAGGCAGGUCGCGCCUAAUACAAGCGUCCGAAUACGAGGUGGACAGGAGAUCGGGAUUCCCUCCUCCCCGCUUAAAUGCGAUACCAUCGACGCACUCCCUCGGUUUGGUGAGCCAGAGUAUCGGUUUGAGGAUGAGGGUGAACUAGCCACUCCCUUCAUCAGCGAGUCUGUACCGAGGCUUACCGAUCACCUCGUUGGAGUCCAGCGUUGUGCAGCGCGGAGCCAAGGUCAUCCUCAUAGUUCCUGCUUCUCUAUUUGUCACGUUUCACUAAAUGUUACCUACAGAUUUCGAGUUGCUUUCCCGCUUAUACGCGAUGCCACUGAUGUCCUUCCUCGGAAUGGGAAGCCAGCGCACGGGUUUGAGAGCGAGGGCGAACUAGCCACUCCCCUCGUAAGCAAGUCUGUGCCGAGGCUUUCCGACCGCCUCAGUGGAGUCUUUCGCCGUCGAGUUGCUUAUGCGCGAUACCAUCGAUGUCUUCCCCGGAAUGGGAAGCCACAGCACGGGUUUGAGAGCGGGGGCGAACUAGCCACUCCCCUCAUAAGCAAGUCUGUGCCGAGGCUUUCCGACCGCCUCAGUGGAGUCUCUCGUCGUCGCGAUCCCCAGCGCCGGGUUACCAAGGUCGAUGACGCGAGCAUUGUCAAUAGCGACAGUAGACUAACGUGGUUUACCAUCCCCGUGCAAUUUGGCGCCCUGGGACCAGACGAUUCGGAUUCAGCGUCACCUGAGGUCGGCACGGAUAACAUGAGACGAGUGCCCGUGCCCCUACUUGUUACAAUCCACAAUAGGCAACUUGAGUCGAAUGCGAGCACCCGAGUACGAGAUGAAGUGUGGACCAGAAUUCUGUCUUUCCCCCCUAAGUGCGAUACCAUCAACGCACUCCUGCGGUUCGGAAAGCCAGAGCAUGGGUUUGAGAAUGAGGGCGAACUAGCCACUCCCUUCGUCAUUAAGUCCGUGUCGAGGUUUUCCAUCCGCCUCAGUGGAGUCUUCGUCGUCGCGAUCACCAGUGCGGAGUCAAGUCAUCCUCAGACUUAUGCGCGAUACCACCGACGCAUUUCCUGGGUUAGUAAGCCAGAGUAUGGGUUUGAGGAUGAGGGCGACCCAGCCACUCCCUUCGUCAGCGAGUCUGUGCCGAGGCUUUCUGACCGCCUCAUUGGAGUCUUUCGUCGUGCAGCGCGGAAUUUCGGAUUGCUUUCCCGCUUAUACGCGAUGCCACUGAUGUCUUCCUCGGAAUGGGAAGCCAGAGCACGGUGGAGUCUCUCGUCGUCGCAACCACCAGCGUGGAGUAAAGGUCAUCCUCAAAGUUCCUGCUUCUCUAUUUGUCGCGUUUCACUAAAUGUUCCCUACAGAGUUCGAGUCACUUUCCCGCUUGUAUGGGAUACCAUCGAAGCAUUCCCUCGGUCAGAUAAGCCAGAAUACGGGGUUGAGGAUGAGGACGAACUGGCCACUCCUCUUGUCAGCAAGCCUGUGCAGAGGUCUUCCAACCGCGUCGCCGGAGCAUUUCAACGUCGCAAUUACCAUCAUCGAGUCCAGACCGUAUUUCAAUCAAGGUCAACGACGCGGACGAUGCCAAUGGCGAUGAUAGGCCAAUGUGGUUCACCGGUCGAGGCAUUCGAGCGCGUUAGUGUCUGUUUGCGAAGGUUGGGAGGGUGGACAUCUUUUCUGGGAAUGACUCUCCCAGAAAAACGACUAGAAGACUCAGAUUCAGCGUCACCUGUGGUUUGGCGUCAAGUCAGCAUCGGCUAUUGCGUAUUCACCAUAGAUAGAUUGAGUCGAAUGCGAGCACCUGAGUACAAGAUGAACAGUAAACCGGGAUUCUGCCUUUCCCGCUUAAACACGACACCAUCGAUGUCCUCCCCCCGGGUUAGAAAGCCAGAGCACGGGUUUGAGGAUGAGGGUGAACUGGCCACUCCAUUCGUCAGCAGGACUUUCGUCGGCGCAGCCAUCAGCACCAAGUCAAGGUCGUCCUCUCUGCCAGGACUACAAGACCCGGAUUCAGCGUCGCUUGUGGUUGGCACGGACAUCGAGCCGAGUACCCGCAUUUCUACUUAUUCCAAUCCACUGAUUUUCCUCUACAGGUUUGGGGUUGAGUCAGUGUCGGCCACUGAACGAGAGCUUGGCCACCAGGAGAUCAGGCUUUCACCUUUCCCGCUUAUACGCGACAUCUUCAACGCGCUCCCGCGGUCCAGGAGAUCAGAGUACGGGUUUGAGGAUGAGGGCGAACUGGCCACUCCUCUCAUCAGCAAGCUUGUACCGAGGUUUUCCGACCGCAUCGCCGGAGCCUUUUGUCAUCCCGAUCACCAGCGCCUGGUCAAGGUCAUCGUCUCUACCAAGGUCAGUGACGCGGACGACGUCAGCAGCGACGAUAAGCUAACUUGGCUCACCAGCCCCAACAACUGGUGCCCUGGUCUGUUACCUUUCGAGAGGUUGCGUGUCGUGCUGUUCGUCGAGGGAGGGAGGACAUCUUUCCUAGAGAUGUCUAUCCAGGAGACGACUAGAAGACCCGGAUCCAGCGUCGGCUCUGAUUCGGAGUUGAGCCGGUUGAGUCGGAUGCAGGCUUCCGGGUACGAAGUAGGCAGGAAACCGGGAAUCCACCUGUCCUGCCUAUAUGCGACACCUUCGACACGCUCCUGCGCAAGCCCGUGUCGAGGAUUUCCGACUGCAUCGCCGGAGCUUUUCACUAGUUAUCCUCCCUACCAAGUUCAAGGAGCGACUGAUGUCAACUGCGACGAUAGGACAAGGAGACCUGGAUUCAGCGUCGACAGUAGUUCGCGCGGACAACUUGAGACGAGUACCCGCGUCUCUACUUGUUACAGUUCCCUGAUGUUCAUCUGCAGAUUUGGCGUUGAGCCAGCGUCGCCAGAGCACGGAUUUGAGAGCGAGGGCGAACUAGCCACUCUCCUCGUAAGCAAGUCUGUGCCGAGGAUUUCCGACCGCCUCAGUGGACUUUUUCGUCGUCGUGAUCACCAGUGCGGAGUCAAGGUCGUCCUCUCUCGCAAGGUCAAAGACGCGAACGAUGUCGACAGCGACAACGCGCUAUUGUGGUUCACUAGCGCGGACAACUGGCGCCCUGGAUUGCUGCCUCUCGAGCAGGCUGCACGUCGUGCUGACAUCGUAAGGAGACCCGAGGCAUUCGAGCGCGUCUGA